Molecule: messenger RNA, 2416 nt
Organism: Camellia sinensis
Lineage: Eukaryota; Viridiplantae; Streptophyta; Magnoliopsida; Ericales; Theaceae
Source: RefSeq, a predicted model, not a curated record
GGAAGAGGGAGGGUUUCAUCUAUUUCACCUCUUUGGCAAUCAAAAGGCAAAAUCCUCUUAUAAACUCUUCUCCUUCCUCUGCUCUUAAACCCCCCAUUUCUGUUUUGCUCCCCAAAGUUCCUCGUCUCGUCAGGCACAUCAAAUCCUCUUCCAGUUGAGCAUUAAUUUUUGAAUCCUUGAGAGAGAGAAAGAAAGAGUCGAAGGGAGGAGCAAAGCAGAUAUACACCAAGUGAAGAAGGAACAACCUGGUUCGAUUUUGUGAGUUAAGAUCAUCCAAAAGCUGUCGUUUUGAAAAUAGCUGUCGAAGGUGAGAGUGAUCGCCGACGAAAUCCACAGACAGAGAGGCUCAAUAGAGCAAAAUGAUGAGGCUGCAAACUUAUGCGGGGCUUAGUCUGGUAGCCACACUGGUGGUUAUUUAUCAUGCGUUUCACAGAAGAGGGCAGUUUUACCCUGCAAUGGUUCAUUUAUCGUCCUCCAAGAUCAGUCUGGUGCUUCUUCUCAAUAUGGGCCUUGUCUUUAUGUGUGUUUUGUGGCGAUUCACCAAACGGCUUUUCCUUGGAUCACUCCGGGAAGCCGAGGUGGAGAGGCUGAAUGAGCAGUCAUGGAGGGAAGUCAUGGAAAUACUCUUUGCAAUCACCAUCUUCCGCCAGGAUUUUUCCGUCACAUUUCUUGCUAUGGUCACUGCUGUUUUGUUAAUUAAGGCUUUGCAUUGGUUGGCUCAAAAGAGAGUUGAGUACAUCGAAACAACCCCGUCUGUUCCCAUGUUGUCUCACAUCCGAAUUGUGUCUUUUAUGGGAUUCCUUCUCUUUUUAGACAGCCUCUUUUUGUACAACUCUGUAAGCUAUUUGAUACAAACGCGGCAGGCUUCGGUUUCUCUCUUCUUUUCAUUCGAGUAUAUGAUACUGGCAACAACAACAGUGUCAACAUUUGUAAAAUAUGUUUUCUACGUCAGCGACAUGCUUAUGGAAGGACAAUGGGAAAAAAAGGCAGUCUACACCUUUUACUUGGAACUUAUCAGGGACUUGCUGCACUUGUCUAUGUAUCUGUGCUUCUUUCUUGUGAUUUUCGUGAACUAUGGUGUGCCUCUGCACUUGAUUCGGGAGCUCUAUGAGACAUUUCGUAACUUUAAGGUUCGGGUUAAUGAUUACAUUCGUUAUCGGAAGAUCACUUCGAAUAUGAAUGAUCGUUUUCCAGAUGCAACACCUGAAGAGCUCAAUGCAAGUGAUGCAACCUGCAUCAUUUGUCGUGAGGAGAUGACUACCGCCAAGAGACUAAGUUGUGGCCAUCUGUUUCAUGUGCACUGCCUCCGGUCAUGGUUAGAGCGACAACACACAUGUCCUACUUGCAGAGCCCUUGUUUCACCACCUGAAAAUGGGACUAGUACUUCUGGAUCACGGGCAGAUGCUCACCAACAAGGAACAGGCACAGCAAGUACACCUUCUCAGAAUCCAACUGGAGAUGAUGUAGCAAAUAACACUAUCAGCCAGCAUCAGACCAGACUCCAAGCUGCUGCUGCCGCGGCCUCAAUAUAUGAGAGAUCUUUUGUUUAUCCUUCAGCAAAUACAUUAGUGUGGUCCCCUGGAUAUGCUUUACUUCCCCAAGCACAGAGGCCACUGGCAGACACUAUUAACACGGACUCUAGUGGAGAACAAUCUUCGACUAGUCAAUCGCAACAGCAUCCGAUUGCAAUCCCUGGUGGGCCUGCCAACUUGCCCUUUCCUCACUCUGGUUUUGUCAAUUUUCUUGCUCCUGGUACAGAUGUGAACUAUGGAGAGAGAUUUGGCAGCAAUCUAAAUACACCAGACUCUCAAUUAGAGGCCCAGGAAAAAAUUCUUCAGAACCAGAUUAAGAUGUUGCAAAGCCAGCUCCACCUUGUACAAAAUUCAAGAGCUGAGAAAAGCAUGGACACAACUGUGACAGCAUCUUCUGACUACAAAGGAAAGGCAGUUGCAUCAUCAUCUUCAUCGUGUGUUUUGGAUUGUCGUCGACAUGGAGAGAGUGAAGAAACAGAGAAGAGGUAACCGGCCUUGCGCAAACGUGAACCUAUAUUACAAGGGGCUAGAGGCUGUGAAUAUAGGAAAAGACAAAGGGGUGGCGGCACAGCAUUACCGUGUCUGCAAGUCAUUUUGAGGUAGUUUUAAGAGCUCUGGAAAUGUUGUACUUGAGUAACCUGCUCAUUUAAAAUUUUCAAGGUCUAUAGCAAACAAUGCCCCUUGUAAAGGACAUUCUACGUAAGUGUGCAUGUUUGGUAUAGACUGACACACCCCUUCUGUGCUUUCAUCUUUUAUUUUCUUCCCUGUUUUCCUUUUUAUAGUUGGCCAUGACUCUGUAAUAUGCCAUUUUCCUUCAAGCUAUUUUUUGUGUCAAGAAUAUGGGGUAUAUUUGGAAUAUUAGUCUUUUUGGAGUCUCUGUCUUU